Molecule: messenger RNA, 3249 nt
Organism: Salvelinus fontinalis (brook trout)
Lineage: Eukaryota; Metazoa; Chordata; Actinopteri; Salmoniformes; Salmonidae
Product: synaptogyrin-1-like
Exons: 5
Coding region: 681-1265 (194 amino acids)
Cellular component (GO): neuromuscular junction; synaptic vesicle membrane
Source: RefSeq, a predicted model, not a curated record
AUCGGUUGUAGAACGGGGUUACGCGCACGGACACAUUUCUACAAAUGUCUACAAAUUCUUUCUCUCUCUCGUUCUUCACCACGGCAUUAGGGAAGAGAGAGAUUGUAACAACACUGUAUAUUUACACAUAAUAUGACAUUUGAAAUGUCUUUAUUCUUUUGGAACUUCUGUGAGUGAGUGGCAAGAUUUGUGACCUGUUGUUCACGAAAAAAGGGCAACCAAUGAAGAACGAACACAUUGUAAAUACAACCCAUAUUUGUGUUUAUUUAUACAUAUGACAUUUGUAAUGUCUUUAUUCUUUUGGAACUUCUGUGAGUGUAAUGUUUACUGUUCAUUUUAUUGUGUAUUUCACUUUUGUUUAUUAUCUACUUCACUCGCUUUGGCAAUUUUAACAUAUGUUUCCCAUUCCAAUAAAGCCCUUGAAUUGAGAGAGAGAGGGAGAGAAAAUCACAACACAGGCAGAUAGACAGCAACAAACACGAAGCGGGGAAAUUAGAUAGAACCAAAUAGAAUGAAGGGGGAGUUGGCGAUUGAGAAAGUGAGAUAGAUAGGGUCAAUAGACUGGGCGAUACGGGAUAUAUUGAUUUUAGGAAUAUUGUGUCAAAAUCCGUUAAAAUAACUCUGUGUUCCCUGAGAGACGGGAAGGGAGAAAACACACACGCACCGUCCGGAGUCCGAAAAUGGAGGGCAUGGCAUAUGGAGCUGGGAAGGCUGGAGGAGCUUUCAACCCUAUAACGUUCUUCCAGCAGCCACACACCAUCCUCCGGAUCCUCUCUUGGUUUUUCUCCAUUGUGAUCUUUGGUUCUAUAGCCAACGAGGGUUACGUGAACCGACCCGACGAGACCCAGGAGUUCUGUAUCUUCAACAGGAACCAGAAUGCGUGUAACUAUGGACUGUUCAUGGGAACUAUGGCCUUUCUCUGCUGUCUGGCCUUCCUGGCCCUGGAUGUCUACUUCCCACAGAUCAGCUCCGUCAAGGACCGCAGGAAGGCUGUACUGGCAGACGUAGGGGUUUCAGCGUUCUGGUCCUUCAUGUGGUUCGUGGGAUUCUGUUUCCUGACCAACCAAUGGCAGGCGGCGAAGCAGGAGGACAACCCCCUGAGGGAGGGAGGGGAUGCCGCUCGCGCUGCUAUCACCUUCGCCUUCUUCUCCAUAUUCACCUGGGGUGGGCUGACUCUCUGCUCCAUGGAGAGGCUAAAGAGUGUGUCCUUCCAAGAGGAAUACCAGAAGCUGUUCACCCCUCAGCCGCCCAUCCCACUAAUAUAAUUUGUGUUCUUCUAAUAACCUUCUAGCUCCCUUUGCUUUUAAAACUGCAGUCUGCAAUUACAACUUUUCACCCCCAGCCCCCUAUCCCACUAAUAUGUGUUGUUCUAGUAGGAAACCUCUAUCUCCAAAUCCUCUGCAGCUAACCUCUUAUUGCUUCUAGUCAGACGAUGCUGUGACUGAAAUCUCGCACACAGACACACACACACACGCAGACUCCCAUAUACACACACACAGCGUAGGCAGGCAUCUACGGUAGUGUGAAAAGCUGGCAAAUUAGUUUGGUGUCUUUAUAACAAAAGCCUUAAAUGCUUUAGCUAUUCAAUAAAUAUGCACAUUUAGUGAAAAUACAUUUUUAUCACAUUUACAUUUACAUCUUCUUGUGCUCUUGUAUUUUUCAUCUGAAGAGUGAAUGAUUGUUUGUUUUCACCAAACCAAAAAACAGCUAAAAAACUGCUUUGAUAACUAACUGACCCUGAGUGACUCAAGGCCUGUGUCUAAAAGGGCACCCUAUUCCCUAUAUAGUGCACUACUUUUGAACAGAGCUAUAAAGGGAAAGGGGUGCCAUUUGGGACAUGAUCAAGCAAUUGAAUAAAGAUUUAACCUAGCUUUCCAGACAACUAAUUCAAUUCACUUUUCCUUCUUUCUUUAUUUCACUCUCCCUUUCAAACCUAAUCCACAAAUGCUGCAUUUGUUUAUCAUCUCUUACACUUCAACCUAACCACAACCCAUCCACUCCAAAUCUCCACCUCCACCCCCUACGAUACCCAUCCACCGUUCAACUACCCCCUCAAAACUUCCCUACCGACUCCUCUCCACCUUACCCCUUAACCUCCUCCACCUUCUUCACCCUCCUCCCUUCUAUUUCCCUCCACCUCACCACCUAAUCUACACACCUCUACCUCUCUCUCCACCUACCCCGUCCCUAACUUCCUCAAACCUCCCACCGCACCUUCUUCACCCCACCCCCCAACUAUGCCCUCCCACACCACUCUCUUCACCCCCCAACCCCCAACUAUGCCCUCCCACACCACUCUCUUCACCCCCCAACCCCAACGAUGCCCUCCCACACCACUCUCUUCACCCCCCAACCCCAACGAUGCCCUCCCACACCACUCUCUUCACCCCCCAACCCCAACGAUGCCCUCCCACACCACUCUCUUCACCUCACCCUCCCUCCCACAACCACUCUCUUCACCUCACCCUCCCUCCCACAACCACUCUCUUCACCUCACCCCCCCAACCCCAACGAUGCCCUCCCACACCACUCUCUUCACCUCACCCUCCAACCCCAACGAUGCCCUCCCACACCACUCUCUUCACCUCACCGUCCCUCCCCAACUAUGCCCUCCCACACCACUCUCUUCACCCCCCCAACCUCAACGAUGCCCUCCCACACCACUCUCUUCACCUCACCGUCCCUCCCCAACUAUGCCCUCCCACACCACUCUCUUCACCCCCCCAACCUCAACUAUGCCCUCCCACACCACUCUCUUCACCCCCCCAACCUCAACUAUGCCCUCCCACACCACUCUCUUCACCUCAUCCCUCCCUCCACAACCACUCUCUUCACCUCACCCCCCCAACCACAACUAUGCCCUCCCACACCACUCUCUUCACCCCCCAACCUCAACUAUGCCCUCCCACACCACUCUCUUCACCCCCCAACCCCAACUAUGCCCUCCCACACCACUCUCUUCACCUCACCCUCCCUCCCACAACCACUCUCUUCACCUCACCCCCCAACCACAACUAUGCCCUCCCACACCACUCUCUUCACCUCACCCUCCCUCCCACACCACUCUCUUCACCCCCCAACCUCAACUAUGCCCUCCCACACCACUCUCUUCACCCCCCCAACCCCAACUAUGCCCUCCCACACCACUCUCUUCACCUCACCCUCCCUCCCACAACCACUCUCUUCACCUCACCCCCCCAACCCCAACUAUGCCCUCCCACACCACUCUCUUCACCUCAUCCCUCCCUC